Prunus mume (Japanese apricot) is the source of this 1416-nucleotide messenger RNA. Its product is annotated as U11/U12 small nuclear ribonucleoprotein. The record is from RefSeq and is a predicted model, not a curated record. NCBI's taxonomy places the organism in Eukaryota, Viridiplantae, Streptophyta, Magnoliopsida, Rosales, Rosaceae. Gene Ontology annotation, cellular component: U12-type spliceosomal complex.
AUUGUUUUCGUAAUCAGUCCUUUUUUUCUCCCUCUUAGGGUUUCUUUCUCAGCAAAUUUUGGUAGCCAUGAAUCCAAUUCCAUACCAACCUGCAGCACCCCCACCUCCGUGGCCUCCAAUGGUGCCGCCCAACCCUCCAAUGACGAGCACUUUCUGGGAAACCUCAAAUGUUCGUGAGCGGCUCAAGAACUUGCAAGACACUCUUCGUCUAGCAAAAGCAAUGCAGAAAGAGCUUGAGAUGGUGAGGUUGAUCAAAGAUGGUAAACGAGCUGAGGAUGAUGAUGGAGCUUCAGUCAGUGAGUUUUCUGAAUUUUUGAAAGAGAGGAGGAUCAAUUUGGAGUCCCAAGUGUCCCUUUCAGUGGAAGCUGCAAAUGCUUUAAUGGCUAAACUACGAGUUGAGCUUGCUCCAUUUAGAGCGAUCACUCAUGAAAUGUGUCCAUGGGAGGAAAAAUCUGCGGCACUUCGAUUAUCGAAUAAAAUACGUAAGUGCAAGAGAAAUAAACGAUGGAGAAAAGCAAAGAGGAAGCGCAUUGCAGAAAUGAGUGCAAAGGAGCGCGAAAGAUUCGAAGAAGCUGAUCGAGAAGCUGAUGAGUGGAGAGCCAGGGAAAUUGCCAAGGAUAUUGCUAAACGCAAGAUGGAGGACAUGGGAAAAAUUGCAAAGCUUAAAGCAAAAGAAGAGAGAAAGAGACUAGAAUCUGAGCUUGAGACGGUAUUGAUUGUAGAGAAAUUGCAAGAGUUGCGUUCCAUCAGGAUUGAAAAAUUGAAGAAACAAGGUCAUUUUCUCCCUGAGGAGGAUGAUAAAUUUCUUGAAAGAGUACGGGCCGCAGCGGAGGAAGAGGAACAACAAGUAAUCAUGGCAGCUGACAUGGAUGCUGCUAAGGAUGCCAUAGCAACUGUUGAGCAAUCUAGGAAAACAACCGAGAAUUUCAGACCUGACUCCAAAGAUCAAAGCAGCGAUAUCACUAAUGCAGUGCCCUCUAGUGCAGUCACUAACAAGGAGCCUGGGAAACAAGUUUCACAGGGAGAGGGUUAUAGCGGAGCUUAUGAUGCUGUGGCGAACUUACCCAUUGAAUUUUAUCACUACUAUCAUGGUAGCAACACUGAUAUGGGCACCCUUAUUGAGGUGAGAAGAACAUGGGAUGCCUAUAUAAGACCGGGAGGAAGCCGCAUACCGGGACACUGGGUUCAACCCCCACCUCCAGCGGAUGAUAUAUGGGCAUCCUACCUGGUGCAGUCUAAAUGACUCCGCUGCUGUAGCUUGAAUCAGUCAGUGCCGAUGGCAGAUUUUGCAGAAAAAGAUGGACUUGGGAUUUAGGUUAUUUUUCUUGUAGAAAUGAUUUUUUCCAAUUUUGUAAUGCAGAUGAUGAUGAUAUAGCUUAAUGAUAAAAACAUGUCAAUUUUCUUUACGAGUCAGAG